GUACACGCCCCCUUUUUGGGCAACCUGUUCACAAUUAUUUAUCCGUUCGCCUCGCUGUCGAAAUCAUUUGAUGGGAAGUUAAUAUUCAUAAUAACAAGAAAAUCCAUCUAUGAAAGGAAUUUUCAUUACUAAAUAUAUCGUCCAAAUUAUCUUGUUGGAUCUGGUGAAGCUUCUAAUUUCAACAUACGGUGAAAAAGAUUACAGAAACUACUUUGUUUAUAUCCCCAGCUGGUGCGUAGUAACAUUUGAGGCUUGGCUCGGUUACUAUCUCUAUGUUACGUGCACAGCUCAUGCUCAGCAGCGCAUCAUGCAGCGCAUAUGCAGACCCCUGUUUUCGCUGCUUCCUUUAAAUUAAACAAAUCCCAUAUCGGAAUGCGCAAACCCUAGAUGGAUAUAUGGACGGACUAUACUACGUGGAAAUAUGGGUCGGUACCAGCGAAAUCAUUCGGAAAAUAAUGCCACCAGAACGAAAAUGCAACCUACCUUCGAUGUCAAAAAAAUGGUUUACUGUGUGUCAGUUACAUUCUUGGUUUGCUCAAAUUCAUCGGACAUAUUGUAAAUUUGACACAGUGUCUGGUUGAUAUAUUCUGAAAUUGACAUCAAAUCGGCAUACUAUGAGUAAGAGACGAACAAUAUUUCCUGGUGAACUUGAAAGCAUGGAUGGGGACGACGAGCGCUCAGAUCGAAGCGCAAGCCCGCGAACUAUUGGACAGGAAACUGUUCUACCACCGCAUUCUGAGAGGAGGACUCGAGCGAGCGUGAACCUCGCUCAACGAACGAGGCGGAGGGUGACAAUGGCAGUCGACAGUGUCAGUGUCCAACGUAUCACACAUUCAGGGAGACAACAUGGUCAGCAAGUGCUUAGAAAUAUGCAAGAUGCAAAUGAUCAGGAUAGAAAUGUGAAUGAUAAAUCAAGGAAAAGAAGACGUCCGCGAAGGAAAAAUCGUAAGUGGAAGCCAUACACUCAACUGAGCUGGGAAGAACGCCAGCAACGCGACGAAGAGGAAUCCCGACGUGCAUCUCUCAAGCGAGCCAACCGUCCGACCCCGUACAAUACCACUCAGUUUCUAAUGGAAGAUCAUAAGGUUGAUACUCCAGAUCUUAGUAAUAUGGGAACAUUUGAUGAGAACCAUGAUGUGAAUCUUUCGUCUUCAGAUGAGGUGCUGGAGAAUGAAAAUGAGCAAUAUCUUGUUCGGAACUUCACAGCUGUUUAUGAUGAAGUCCAAUCUGAAAGGCUACAGCAGAUGUCAAAGGAACAGUUAGUGAAUGAAGUUCUGGAACUGUCAAAGAAAGUGUCAGAGUUGGAGCAGAUUUUACGUCCGAGCAGUGGAGGUGGGGGAGAAGGAAAGCUGUCAAGUGGGGAGAGUGAAGAACAAUUGGAUGAAGCCACACGUUCCAGACUUCAAAGUGUUAAUGAACUAGAACAGAAAGUGAAAAAACUAAAGGAAGAAAACCAGCGACUAAGAACAGCAAGCGGUACUGAUAAGGAAUGAUACCUCUUUUUCAUGUAUGUGUUUUUAUUCUGUCAUCUUAAGUGGAAAAUAAGUGAUCUCUUCUAGUAAUAUUGCUGAAGACUUAAGUGAUUUUUUUAAUUAAAUUUAAACAAAUCUUUACUUAAUGCCUUAAUUAUUAAACCAGGUUGUUCUCUUGUAAUAGUACAUGACAGUUAUACAUGUACCUAACAUUGAUAGAAAAGUAUAAUUAUUUGGUAAAUCUACAGUAUCAGUAUACGUCACACAAUCAGAUACUCUGGCAAACCAAAUGCUCCUAAAAACUGAAGUCUAAGGUAUGGCAUCAGUUUGUCAAUUCCAUAGAAGCUGUUGAUAUUUUAGAACUAUAUGGUCCCAUAGGAAAUAAAAAUUAAAACUGCAAAGAAGCCUUGAAGAUCAUACUCAUUUGAUUUUUUUUACAUGCAUGUCAAAUAUCCUAUUUAAAAUUCUGAGUCAUUAAACAUCUGAAGCACCAAGAUUCUUUAGGCCUAUUUAUUUGCAUUUGCAAUAAUUAAUGGUUUUCUCUAAUUUCAAUAAUUUGCCCAUUUACGUAACUUAGUUAACAAAAGAUGCCCACUUAUUUAUAAAAAAAGAAUUGUUAUAGAAUACAAACAAAUUACCAUAUAAAGGUAGAACCACAAGGUGUCUAGUCCUGCUAAUGUUCAGAUACAUUGUACAUGUAUGCAAGAAUGGCAUUCUUUCAGUCUCUCCAAAAGCUAUUAAUAACCGUGUCCAUGUGUGCUUAUCUGUAUCAUUUUACACCGUUUGUCCCCACUUUUAAAUAUCGUUUUACAGGGAUGCCACUGAAGUUUUAAGCAAGCGCUGUUUUUUUUUUCGGAAGAGAUAAAUAUCUUAUUAAUGCACAACAAUUCACUAGCUCAAACUACAGAAGUUAAUAGAUCUUUGUUCGCUCUUUUACAGGAACAUGCCCCAAAAUGAUCUACAUGUAUUUUCUAAUCAAGAUUGGUUUUAAUUAAAAGCAGUCCAUGAUGUUCAGUAGGACAGCAUAAAAGUGUAAUAACACAUACCAAGUCCAUAAUGUGAUGUAAAUGAAAAUAUGAAGUGGUCUUUCAUUAUAUUGUUUACAAUUUUUGAGGUUUUGAUUGUUUCAGUCAGACAAAUCUGUCUUGAUACAUGUAUGAGCAAAGCGAGAUAUCACAAGGACUACUACCCCUUUUUACAAUUCACUGGGUCCAAGGGAAAGCGUACAUGUUUAAUCUUUAAAUGACAUAAUUGUAUGAGUUUCUAUCCCAAUGACUGAAUUAGAAAGGAUUACUGAACGCUCAAAUCCAAAGCGUAUCGAUGUAUACAUAAUAAUCAAGAGAUCCACAAUAAUGUUUCAUAAAUGUAGUACAUCAUACAAUUUUUAUAAACAUCAAUACUGGUACUCCACAGAUUUCUGCUAAAAGUAUGUGUUAAGAAAUUUGAGAUUUGAUAUUAAAAUCAAUUUUUGUGACAGUA
Lytechinus pictus (painted urchin) is the source of this 2951-nucleotide messenger RNA. Its product is annotated as protein HEXIM1-like. Gene Ontology annotation, cellular component: nucleus; cytoplasm; nucleoplasm. The transcript has a single exon. Gene Ontology annotation, biological process: negative regulation of transcription by RNA polymerase II; negative regulation of cyclin-dependent protein serine/threonine kinase activity. The coding region runs from base 615 to 1493 and encodes 292 amino acids. The record is from RefSeq and is a predicted model, not a curated record. Gene Ontology annotation, molecular function: 7SK snRNA binding; cyclin-dependent protein serine/threonine kinase inhibitor activity. Lineage: Eukaryota; Metazoa; Echinodermata; Echinoidea; Temnopleuroida; Toxopneustidae.